This is a messenger RNA of Glossina fuscipes, 5623 nucleotides long. RefSeq names its product protein FAM102A. The record is from RefSeq and is a predicted model, not a curated record. The transcript is spliced from 11 exons. Bases 705 to 4124 code for a protein of 1139 amino acids. Lineage: Eukaryota; Metazoa; Arthropoda; Insecta; Diptera; Glossinidae.
UUUCCUUUCUCUCUAUGGGUCUUGUUUGUUUUCUUUCUUAUGCUCUAGAGUUACCAUAACACAAGUAGCUUAUAGCAUUAAAAGUGUUUUAAUUAAAUGUUUUUUAGUCUAUCUCCAUUCAACAUACCAAAAAAAAAAAAAAAAAAUUAAAUGUUAAAGAAUUAAAAAAAAAAAAUGCUUUUCCUAAACAAAACUUGUAUGGAAACAAAGUAGGAAAGUGUAAAAUAUAAUAUAAAAUUCACUAGAAAGUAUUUUCAAUUCAAAAAGUACUAGAAGAGUCGUGAUGAUCGUCGAAGGAAAGGUAUGUGUCAACACUUGUCUCAUGAUAAAAGUGAAAAUCACCUUUAACGAGCUUUCCUGUAGACUGCAAAAGAAAGACGACGUCUUUAUGCAAUAGCAGCAUGUUUGAAGAGUAUGUAAAUUUUUAAAACAAAAACCAUGCUGGCAGCACAGUUGAAACAAAUCCAAACCUUCAACUUAUCAUAAUAAAGAAUGUUUUCGUUAUAAAACUCAGCAACCACAAGACGAAAAGUAUAUUUUCCAGUAAACUUGAUUACCAGCAAAAGUUUACCAAGUGCUGCGUAUCUUCCAUUCGACAUCCAUAGAGAAAAUAAAAGUCCAUCCUAAGAAAACUUUAUAGACAAACGACAAAUAUCUGUAGUUUGUCUUCACAACAUUGGAAAAGGGCCUGAGUGCCCUCGGUUAUGGCCUUUAUGAUGAAAAAGAAAAAAUAUCGUUUUAAUGUGGAAGUACAAUUACAAGAUUUGGAUAAUGUAGCCUUAGUGAAUGAGGUGCUUUUUGCUAAAAUCAGACUUUUGGAUGGCGGUUCAUUUCAAGAAUAUAGCAGCAGGAAGGAGGUACGCAACCACCGUGUAGAAUGGAAUCGGAAUUUUACGUUUCCCUGCAAAAUGUCGGCCAAUGCGUCGACAGGAGUUUUGGAUCCCUGCUAUUUGCGCAUUUCCAUACGUAAAGAGAUGAAAGGUGGACGUAGUUAUUAUAAAUUAGGUUUUAUUGAUUUGAAUCUUGCCGAAUAUGCGGGUGCUGGCUUAAUCUCACGCCGUUGUUUGCUUGAAGGGUACGAUGCCAGGCAUCGUUUAGACAAUUCCAUGCUAACAGUAUCCAUUAAAAUGCAUAUGCUUAGUGGCGACAUUUUAUUUAAAGCUCCCACACCAAAUUUAAAAAGUAAACAAAAACCUUCCACGGAAGAUUUGGCUGCAAUAAGCACGGAGGUUAAAAAUAUAGCGUCGGCUGUGGUUUCUGUUUCAUUACCCACCGCUGGCAGUUCUUCGGUUAUUAGUAGUAACAUUAUGGGAGGGCGACCUAUUUCUAGCAUCAGAGAUGAAGAAAUAGAUCCUCAAGUUCUUAUAGCUUCCCUAAUUACCGAUUCUGGUCUUUCGGAGUCAUCUGAAUCCGCCGUCACUUUAACAUCUGAUGCUUUAUUGCUGCAACAACAUCAAAUGCAAGAGCAGCAACAUCAGUUACAUCAGCAAACGUCUACAUUAUCUUCAUCAUAUCCUCCCUCAUCUGUAGCAUCUUUAAUACCCGGAGUUUCCCUAACAAAUGCACAACAACUUAUGUCUCCUUACGGCGGUAUUGGUGGUACGGGUGGUAACGGUGGCGGCGGAGGAAAUCUGGGAGGUAUUGUAAUUGGCAGCAAUAAUUAUGGUACAACCACUGUAAUUAGUACAACAGGCAGCGCCGUUGCUCCUACGUCCAUUAUGGAAAUGGGCCAUUCAAGAAAUUCCAGUAAUACUAGUCAAAUGUCAAAAGGUUCCGGUUAUAGUAGUUUUUCGCACAGUCAACAUUCUCGACAAAGUUCCGAAGGUGAUUCCGGCCACGCAAGAUUCCGUAAAUCCGUUUCUCUUCUGAAUAGACUUAACCAGAAAGCUAUGAAUGCUAUGAAAUUACAUAUACCCGCUUUAAAACAUAAUAAUGCUCCUACAUCACAGUCAUCGCAACAACAACAAAAGCUACAGGUAUCGAAAGUGAUAAAUGAAUGCGAAAGCGAAGAAUUGCUUUUUCAGACACCAAAUUCUUCAAUACGUGAUGAUAGUUCCGCUCUAGAAGAGUUUCGUACACCCCUCAAUGAAAUACCGUCAUCGGACUCUUCCUUAACAGCCCCUUGCCCGUACAGUAUGACUUUUUUAAACACACCAUCACCUACUUAUCGCAGUAUAAAUGGUAGCAGCCGUUCCGAAUCAAGAGACUCACAAUUGUAUGAAAGUGAAUCUGAUUCGGGCUUAGAUGAAAACUUUCACACACCACGCGUUGUCAAAAUUAAAUCGAUGGAAAAUGUGUCAUUGCUGAAAAUGGAAUUUCAUAAAGCUUCGCAGGAAUUGGACCGGGAUUCACCAAGACGUUUGAAAUUGUUAGCAGAUCGAGAACGUCUGCAUUUACCGAAAAUGAAAUCUUUAAAUAAUUUGAGUUUAGAGAAUUAUAUUGAAAAGGAAUUGCGUGAGGAGUUCCAGCGUAUCAAAGACGAAAGUAAUGAGGAUAGAAAAAGUAACGCAUUAGUACAAGAAAGAAAGAAUUCCACUUCAUCCGCAUCGUCGGGUAAACUUUACGUAAAAAGUGCUAAAGUAGGUAACGCAAAAUUUAUAGGUAACGACGAUAGCCCUUUGCCGCUGACAUUAAAAAAACCAACGACCCAAAUUCUGGAAAAUUUUCAUUAUCCCAUUCAAAAAAUGCGUUCAUUGGGUACAAUACCAGAUGUGGUGGGAGAACAUAUAGCGCCGGACCCGUUUCUAACACCCACAUCUAUAAGAAAACCUCAAUUUCCUUGUGGUACUCAAUCAGCAGAAAAGACGAAUUCACCUUCUUAUCCUGCAUGUCAUUUUGCCUUUAACACUGUAGACGCCAACAAUUUGCAACAUUACUCCCACAAUUCCUUGAACAAAUUAUACUGCCAAGACCGUUUGGGUAAAUUAAUGCUUUCCACGGAAAAUAACCUUCUCUCCAUGUCACGCACACCUUUCGAGAGGGCCUAUCGUCGCAAUCUAAUGAAGAGUUCAACACCGCUAAGGCAAACUUUGGGAUUUGUGCAGUAUGGCGAACCAUUUUAUACUUUAAGAACCGAGGAUGCAGCAGUCGUCUCUCACAUAAGGCCGCAAUCCAUCAGUGCUACUUACGAUUUAAUGAGCAAUCGCAACUUUAGCGGAGUCUCUCGGCGUUUAUUGGAUGGCGGUAGUAGUGCUAUCUGCGGUGGCGUUAGUCGUCAAUUAUCUGCAACUGGUGCCUCCUCCUCAACCAGCCAUAAUACCAACACCACUAAUCCCUUGUUUAACUCUAGUUCUCCUUACGGCACUAUGAAUAGCAACAAAUCGUCUCAUUCCACAACAUCAUCAAAUGCCAGCAGCAGUGCUAGCAGUAAUAAUGUUGUAACAUGUCAAUGCACUUCUAUGGGUUCUGAUACGGUCGACGAUGUUGCUGGUGGAAACUAUCAUCAUCAACAACAAAUACAACAGCAACUGCAACAAAAUUCACAAAACUCGGCAGCUUCACCGGCUGACGGCAGCCGCGAUAGCGCUAUUUGUGGUAAUGAAAGUUUUACCCUCUCACAUAACAACAACGGCGGCGGGAGCACUCCACGUAUAGGUGAAGUUGCUUUAGCGGCCAGUCCUACCGACGCCUGUAGUAUACGCUCAAAUCCUUCGUCUGGCUCAUUGAUGGUUGCCGCCGAUGCAGCUGGCUUAAGCGCGGCAGGCCACAGCGUUGGCUCUAAUGCCACCAGUGUUGGUGGUAGCACACUUUCGCCAAUCUCCUCCGGCUCUCAUCUGAUUCGACGACCCAGCAUAACUAUGAAUCCCAGUUCUGGUUCUUUAGUUAUAAGUGAAACUGGUUCAUUGGAUCGUAUGAAAACCACCGCCGAAAAACGUAAAAAGGGACCACUCGAUGAUGGUCCGCGCGUUUCAGAUCGUGUAGAGGAGACACGAGUAAAUCCUAAAUCUCUAAUAGAUGAGAUUUUAAAAGAUGACGACUUAGAUCAAUUAGAAGAAUCGACAGAAACUUCGGGUCUGCAAUUGUAUAUAGCACGUGAUGGUACUGCUGCGCUGGGUAAUCAUGAGGUCAAAUCUCGAGUUUCUGCCGGUGCCUUUAAACAGGUUGUUAUGGAAAACCCAAGAUAGUAGCAUUAAAAUUUAUUUUCCUUACACUUCUUGCUUUAUUAUGAUGUUCAUGUGUGGUGAUAAUAUUAUUGGAAACUAUUUUUAUUUUUUUAAUAUUUUUUUUUCAUUUUUUGCCAUGAACUAGAAGAAGAGUUGUUUAAAAUUGACUACUAUUACGAUUAUCAUCUGUUAAUUCAAUAUCUUAUAUAAUGACAGGUACACACAUACUCCAUGUAAACAAAAAACCAUAAAUUGUAACUAUAAGUAUAUAGCAUUAUAUGCAAUAUAUUUACAAAUUCGAUUAAACUAUUGAAUCUAAACUACACGAUGAUUACUGCAGAAAAAUAGCUCCAAUCUAUAUAGACAUUAAGAAUCUUUCAAAUCGACUCCUUUUUUAUCAUAUUUUCCUACUUAUAUAAGCAUCAGAGGACGAGGGCUUUUGGUCGCUUUGUAAAAUUUAAAAACUGAAAUCGAAUAAACCCUCCAAUUUUCUACUUUUUUUCUCAACUUUAUAUCUUCCUUUCCUUCUGGCAUUCAUAUUCUUGUGGUCGAAAAUGUUGACACAAGAAUGACCGACUGGAGAUAAGGUUUUGAAAACAUUUUCUGCAAGACUUUUUUUGACUGGUGUUAUAUGAAUUUAUAGGAUAACGGAUACGCCUGGGAUCAGUACUUAUAAGAUUUGAUUUAGAAAAAGUAUUGCACAAAAAAAUCGACGGCCGCUCGUGCGAACGUCUGAAUUUACUUUUUUGAGCCUUGCAUAGUUGAAAACAUUUUGUAACAUUUUUUCUAAACCCAUCGUGUCACUUCAGAAUCACGAAAUCAAGAACUCGGGCUUGUGGCCGUUCGCGGAAAAGUUUACGCUCAGGCCGUCCAUUUUACUCACUUCACUUUGCCAUAGCCUCAGUUUCUCUCGAAAUACGGAAUAAGGAAGUGUUUUUGAUGCGGUAAUUUAAAAAAUACCCCACAUCUUGGCCGGCUUAUAGAAGCUUACCAGACAUGUGGCCCGUGCAUUUUGUACCAUUUGUUCUUAAGAAUAAUAAGCGAAAAUACGAUUGCAUGCUUCUCCAAAAUGGUGGUUAUUGUCUAAUGUCUAUUGCCCCCUAUGUCGGGAGCUGCAGUAGUUUGCGCUUUUGUUGUUACAGUCGUUACUGUUCGACUGUGUUUGGCUGAAAAAAUAUAAAUUUAUUGUCUCACCAAAUACAAAAAUGUAAAAAAAUAUGUUUUUAUUCCACCAGUUUCCCCCUCCCCACUAAUUUAAUUCCGAGUAUAAUAUCGAACUCAUUCUGCCACUUCUUGCCAUCUAGUUCUGCCUAGCUGCAAAGUAAUCCCUUUCUAAGAAGCAAAUAACUCUUAUUACGUAUAAUCCUUUCUGAGGCACGUUGAGCCUUCGCACCACUUAGGACCAUACUGAGAAAAACGAUUGCCUAUCAAAUCUGGAUCACCAGAAAAUGCAGAUGAUUUCAAUAAAUUGAAAUUUUUUCUAAAAAUAAAAAUCAUAAACUAAAAUUUUCAAUUUUUAU